UAUAACGGCACCAGAAAAAUCCUUUGCCGCGUCCCCCGCAAGUUCCACAGCCGACGACGACAUGGCCGCCAAGCAGAAAGACCUCAUCGGACGCCCUCUCGUUCCAUACUUCACGGACAAAGGACAUGUUAAUGCUUCUCUACAGAUAUCCAGGGACAUGGCUCACGAACCCAUGGAGGUAGAUGCGCGAGUCUGGAACGCAUCCCAGGGUUAUUUUGAGUACCCAGACGAGCAACCACCACACUCUCCUCCUCCGCACGCAUCAUCAUCCUCCGUCCCAAAAGCAAAGGCCGGUGGCCUCUUGUUGACACCGCAACGCUUGGGAACUUCGAUCAAGGAAGUGCGCGGCCAGUCGCGAGAAAAGACGCCGCCGCCAGCACCAAUUGUUGCCGCUUCCCCUUCGACCGCUUCGCCUGAUCAACCUGCUCCGUCAAAGAAGAAGGGCAAGAAAUCUAGCCCAAACAACGACAAGCAGACUAAGAACAGCAAGGCAUCCGCCUCUGCCCCGGCAUCGAAGUGGGCAUGGUCUGCUUUUCAAAACUCGCCCGACCCCAAGUCGUUGCCAAUUCCACCGUUUCUGUCGCCGCAGAUCUUGUCGCAUGAACCUGAACCGACGCCUCGCAUGGCGCCCCUGAAUCUGAACGUGAUGGACAAGAAGCCGCCUCCGCCUUCCAAACCGCCCAACCCCCAAGUGACGAUCUUGCAGCGACCGAAACCGAGCGAAGAGCAGAUGACCCAGCAACUGCGCAAGAUGCUCAACAUCGGAGGAAGCGAUGGGUAGAGAGGGAUGGGCAUGAGAACGUCUGCUUGGGUGCGCUCUCGUGGGUUCCGCAUGGUCGUCGUGAUCAGGAUGUGUUGUAAGCACGAAGAAGCGCCGUCUGGAAUUGCAUCUGAUUUCCCUCUCUUUACGCACUGCCUGGUCGAUGGCUGUUCUUUAUUCCGAGUUCAUUUACUUGACGUGUCACGUUGUAUGGUUGCAACGUCAGGAAUUAUUUAAAAUGGAUAAAUGAACCAUCGUCUCCCUCGCUAUAGCGGCAUCACAAUGAUCGGUCACGAAGACGGAAAG
Messenger RNA from Aphanomyces invadans, 1066 nucleotides. RefSeq lists its product as hypothetical. The transcript is spliced from 4 exons. The coding region runs from base 62 to 781 and encodes 239 amino acids. The record is from RefSeq and is a predicted model, not a curated record. Lineage: Eukaryota; Oomycota; Saprolegniomycetes; Saprolegniales; Verrucalvaceae.